This is a messenger RNA of Penicillium samsonianum, 315 nucleotides long. RefSeq lists its product as uncharacterized. The transcript is spliced from 2 exons. The record is from RefSeq and is a predicted model, not a curated record. NCBI's taxonomy places the organism in Eukaryota, Fungi, Ascomycota, Eurotiomycetes, Eurotiales, Aspergillaceae. Bases 1 to 315 code for a protein of 104 amino acids.
AUGGAUGAAGAAACUGUGACAGACCAGCAUGCCGAGUUGAUUGAGCGAGACAGGAUGUUGUUUUUACGUGAGGCUCGUCUUCAAGCGGCCCUCCGGUCUAACAUGAAUGCCAUAAAUUCCGCCCAAAACGAACUCCGACUUUUACUAGCUCUUCGCGGCCAACGGCGCCACUAUUUGAACUCGAAAAUUGAACAAAGGGAGGCUCUUUUGGAGGAACUGAGGGAUCGGAGCCUCCAGUUGCGCACUGACUACGACCACACUCGUGCUCAGCGCUCCGAUAUCGUGGAAUUUAUCCACGAGCUGCUCAGCUCUUAG